Messenger RNA from Protopolystoma xenopodis, 3651 nucleotides. The record is from the annotation of a GenBank genome assembly. Lineage: Eukaryota; Metazoa; Platyhelminthes; Monogenea; Polystomatidea; Polystomatidae.
CCGGCCGGUGUACCGGCUCGUUCGUGUCUCGGUGCUAGUCAUUUCGCGACGGGCCUUAAUCUGCCGCCCAACGUCUAUCCUCAGCCCCAAUCACAGGCCGUCUCACCGCUUGCCUACUACAACGAGCCAGUCUCGUGUUGCCAGGUCGGACCGGCCGAGUCGUCCUCGCCGUCCGGGCAACACCGCCACCAUGUCUACCCCCAUCCGACGCACGCUGCCCCCUGCCUCGGCCCAUCCCACGCCGCCCCACACACCUCCAACCAGUCGGUCUAUACACCCUGUCCAUCUCAUGCCUCGGCCAGUGCCUCGAGGCAUUCGGUGCCACUCCACCCCUCUCAGACUCGUAGCCACGACUUCACCCACCUUCCCACGCAUCCUUCCGUCGGCAUCACCGCCAACAACCAAUCUGCCGGCUCCACCCAAUCCCAGUCUGGGGGACUCGGCUCAUCCCACGUACGCUACGAUACACACACCAACCCCCUCGCAACCUACUACCACAACCAGGCUUCAUAUCCUUCCUCCUCGUGCCCUAGCAACAACUAUCCUCCCGUUGCCAUGGCGGCCGCAGCUGCAGCCGCCGCAGCCGCUGCCGCCGCCUCUGCCUUCCCGCCACUCUACACUCGAGUGCCCUCAGCGGCCGUCGAGUUCUACACGUCCGGCGAGGACGACUGCUCCAACACUGGCUACACCCUCGGCCAAACCGUCUACCCGCAAGACACUCCAGCCUCGGGCAUGGCAACAGUCACAGCUCCCGUCACCGUCACUACCAGAUCCAAUUGGUCGAGGCUCGCUGACUCCGACUGUCCCGUCCUACAAGCCGGGGUCGGUCGUCACGGUCCCGUCUGUCCUUCCGCCCCCCGCUCGGCAACCGGACACCUCUACCCUCCCAAACACAUACAUCCAGUCGCCUAUCCGGCCACAGGCAACGCCCCUCUUCCCGGUACCUAUCGCGAGGCCCUCACGCCCACGCCAACCCCUACCACAAACGUCACCACAACUACCACAACCACCACCACCACCACCAGCACCACUACACCGGCCACCACCACCAGCGUCACCUCCGUCACCUGCUCCAACACGACGGCAGCGAGCAACACCAACAUGUCCUCCUGCAGCGCCAAUAGCAACCCAACAAGCAAAUCUCUCUCUUCAUCCUCUACCUCAUUAUUGUCGUCAUCGUCGUCAUCGUCCUCUUCUUCUUCCUCCUCUUCCUCCUCGUCCUCUUCCUCCUGCUCGUCCUCCGUGCUCAGUUUGUCGUCAAGCUACCCCUUCGCCGUCUCCAAGUGUACAGCUCAACCCGGCGACGAGUGGUCGUCGGAUGGCGCAACCUCAAACUGCUGCCUCGUGUUGUCCACCGCGUCACAUAUGCCCGCCCGUCUGACCGCCUCGUCUUCGCCUCAAUUCGGCGGUCUCUGUGGCAGCACCCCGUCAACUUCACCCUGUGCCGAGAGCCAGCAACCAGCCUCCGGUUGCCUGGUGCCCGACGAAUUGGUCGGCUCAGCCGUUGCCUGUUCGCAUGCAUACCAAGCCAACAUCACUCAGCAUCCACUCCAGCCUCGGCUUCAACCGCAACCGCAAUCGCACUCGCAGACCCGGAGCCAACAACAACAACAACAACAACACCACCACCAACAUCAUCAUCAUCAUCAUCAUCAUCAACAACAACAACAACACCAGCAACAUCUAUCGCUUCACCACCAACCUUCUCACCAGCAUCAGCACCAGCACCAACAGCCUCCCCAGCUUGGCUUUUUGGAAUUGGCCGAUGCCGGCGGUGCCAGCGCAGACUUGUCCGUCUACCCCCAAGCCUCCGGCGGCUACGUCUCCGGUCCCAGCGACCAGCGCCCGCUGGAGCCCCACUUUCCGGCCGCCAUCUCCUCCUCCGACCUAACUUACUCUUUCGGCCCACCUGGCGACCAACAAAUCACCAGCGGAACCAGCCUCUUGGCCCGCUUCGAGCAGGCGCGAGCCUUGCAUCUCACCGGUACCGGUGUCGCGGUCGGUGCCGGUGCCAGUGCCGGCGCCGGCGCCGGAAACUCUGGCAGUGGUGGCAGUUGCAGUAGUCACAGCAACAGCAGUUGCAGUAGCCACAGCAACAGUCAUCUGGUGCUGCAGUCGAGUCUGGGGCCAAACGAGAGUCAGUCGACGACCUCGCCGCCGGGCCAGGGGCAACUGGAGGAGUCGGAUCCGCUGCUUUUGCUCCUGUUGCAAACCAGCGGUCCCGGCAGUCACGCCGACCUUGGCAACGCCAGCGGAAACGGUCUCCUCGACCCGACUCGCCUCAGCAACACGAGCAGCGCGUCCGGUGGGGACAUCGUGUCACCGGCCGGCAACCGGCGGAAGCGAGGCCUUGAGUCCACCGGGUCGGACGACUUUUCCGUUUCUGCUGGACAGGUUUCGCGCUCUUUCGACCGGUCUACAGCUGGUGGAGGCUUCUCGGCCCUCCUCGGCGACGGCGAAGGGGCCGACGACUCCGAGGCGAAUGGCAACGCGGCGACGGCGACGAUGACGGCGACGGCGAAUGCAACUGCGACUGCGGCCGCGAUGACGAGGAGCAAGACGAAGACGAAAGCGAAACCGAAGAUGAAGGGUAAAACAAAGACGAAGGCGAAGGCGAAGGCGAAAGCGAAGGCGAAGGCGAAGGCGAAGGUAAGCACGAGGGCGAGGGCGAGGGCGAAGGCGAAAACGGCUGAUGCGAGCCAACGAGACAGGCCGAGUCGGACGGAGAUCGAGGCUGCAGCUCCCACCGCCGAGUACACUCUUCUCACCGGCGCACAGACUGGCUCGAGUUCGCUCUACGCUUCCGCUCUCGUCACCGCGUCAGUCUACGGCGCGGAAGAGGAAGAAGAGGAGGAGGAAGAAGAUGACGAAGGGGAGAGAGGAGAAGGAGAAGGAGAAGAGGAAGAGGAAGAGGAAGAAGAAGAAGAGGAGGAAGAGGAGGAGGAGGAGGUGGAAGAGGAGGAGGAAGAAAGUGGAGUCAAUCUGGUCCGAACACUCCAACUCACAUCGGCGGCCCCCUCCACUUACGUCGGCGACGGCCUCGCGGUCAACAGAGCUGCCUGCCAGAGCACAACGUCGCUUACUUCGCCUCGACACGUUGACGCCGACGCCAAUGCAAACAGCAACGCCGACGCCUCCGUCGUCUACAAUAACGUCGCUAGACUACCGACUUCACGACACACCCCAAUGCUGUCCUCCUUAAGCCAACACCAACAGAACCAAGUUCCACAUCAGCACCAACACCAGCAUCAGCAUCAGCAUCAGCCAGGCGGGCAUUCAUCCGAUCUGACGGGCCCGAUGGCCUGUUGCUACCAGAGCCUGCCUGUGGUCGCCAACCACGAGGCCGGCUAUCCCACGGGUUACUAUGCCUCCAGCCUUCGAGGCCAACGCGGUUUGGCCAGUCCGUCCAGCCUCCUGGCCCCAUCUGCACCCACUGACCCUCGAACUGGUGUACACCUGACGCCCAACUUCCAGCCCGGUCGACAAGGCUACCCGACCACCCAAUCAGCCGGAUCAGCCCCAUCAGUUGCCUCGGCUGGAACAUUCUAUUUGAGCGCUGGCAUGUCUCGUGGCAGCUGCGCCGUCGACUUUCAUCCCUCGGUCUCAAUUCCGCCCAGUUGUCCGAGCUCCGGCUACCCCGUGGGCCGAUGA